AUUAAUUAUAUGUUAAAUAAUGAUACUGAUUUAAAUGACUUAAUUAAAAUAAAAUUUAUGCAUUUUAAAGAAAUUUUAACUGAAAAUGAAUUUAAUAAGAUAAAAAAUAUUAAAAAUUAGAGAUUAGAAAAAACAAUAAAUUGGAAAAAAUUUGAUUUAAAUAGAGCAAAAAAUGAUUUAGAUGAAUUGAAUACACUUUUAACGAAUGAAAAAAAUGAUGUUGAUAAUUUAAUGAAUGAAAAAACUUUUAAAGAAAAGAAUAAACAAGAUUUAGUAGUAGAAAAUGUGGAUAUAGAAACAUACAAAAUCCCAAAUAUUGAAGCUAGUAUAGAUGGUCUACGUCACUACCGUGAAGUAAAGUUAAGGAAUAGAAAGCUAAAACAAGAAAAUGAAAUAGAAUUAGAAAAAAAGAAAAAACAUAAAAUGAGUAAAAUACGUUUCACAGAUCUAAUCUUUGAAAUAUUUGAAAUGUUAAAAAUGGUUAAACGGUGGGAAAAAAAUGAUGCACAUUAGCUGUUUUUUUUUUAAUCAUAACGUUGUUUAUUAAGAAAAGGAUACAACAAACUUGACUUAGCGAGCAGACCAAGGUCUAUGGUGAAAAAAUUUCAAAUCCUAUUGAAAAUGUAAAUGAAAAUAAAAAAUUGAUCAGUUAGAUUUAAAAUAUCUAUUAACCCUAAGCAGCCGUCCAGGGGUCCAACCGGACCCGUUUCGCAGUGUUUUCUUUACCAUUACGUCUUCAGUGAAUUGUUCGAACUGCUAUUUUGUCUAAUCGUCUAUAAGAGUAGUGCGCAUAUGAACCUUAUUGUGUUUUGCGAAUAAGUCUUAAACGCUAAAUUUUAGACUACGGAUCCAUGUCGACCCCAGGACACUCUUUGUGUUAUGCUCGCCUAUUUGAACGUUCUGUUGACCCCCUCUAUUUUUAAGUGUGAGGGGGUAAGGGUAGGGACGCAAUUGGGGGUGAGGGAUUGCACGCAAAAAAUCGAAUUCUUUAUUUCUCCCUUCGACGGGUUCAACCGGACCCGUGGACAGCUAUGAAGUCCCGAAAUGAGGACGGCUGCCGAGGGUUAAAUGAAGCUAAUAUUGAUAUAAAAGAUAAUUAAAUUAUCUUGGAUUUAAUUUUACAAAUCAUCAAUAUAAUUAUUAUAAAAAUGAUAAGAUAAUCACUUGUGAAUCAAAUGAUGGAAUAAAAAGUUAAAUGAAAAUGAAUUAAAAAUUUUAAAUUAUCAUUUAAAAUGUGAUUUAUAUUUUUCUAUCUAAAUCAUUAAAAUUAGAAGAAAAAGUUGAUAAAUGUGAUAUUGAAAAAUCAAUAAUUAAAGAAUACUUAAUUAAUUAUAAACCGAAAAAUUUUAAUUUUAAAAUAAAUAAUGAAUUAAAAUUUAAAGAAAAAGAAUUAAAUGAAAGAAUUAAUGAAUUAAAUAAUUUAAAUAUUAAUAAAAACGAAAAUAUUAUUGAAAAGUUAAAUAUUUUAGAAACGAAACUUGAUAAUUUGAAACAUAAACUUGAAUCUAAAACUGGAAAAUUAAAUGUAUUAAAUGAAUCAAUAAAUGAUUUAAAAAUUAGAAAUGAUAAUAUUAAUUAUAUGUUAAAUAAUGAUACUGAUUUAAAUGACUUAAUUAAAAUAAAAUUUAUGCAUUUUAAAGAAAUUUUAACUGAAAAUGAAUUUAAUAAGAUAAAAAAUAUUAAAAAUUAG
Didymodactylos carnosus is the source of this 1690-nucleotide messenger RNA. The record is from the annotation of a GenBank genome assembly. Lineage: Eukaryota; Metazoa; Rotifera; Eurotatoria; Philodinida; Philodinidae.